Molecule: messenger RNA, 1111 nt
Organism: Lagopus leucura (white-tailed ptarmigan)
Lineage: Eukaryota; Metazoa; Chordata; Aves; Galliformes; Phasianidae
Gene: PRAM1
Product: PML-RARA regulated adaptor molecule 1
Exons: 9
Coding region: 1-954 (317 amino acids)
Biological process (GO): integrin-mediated signaling pathway; protein localization to plasma membrane; T cell receptor signaling pathway
Cellular component (GO): plasma membrane
Molecular function (GO): protein binding
Source: RefSeq, a predicted model, not a curated record
AUGCCCGUUCCCCAGAGCCCGGAGUGGAUGGCGCGGCUGAAGAAGGGCGUCGCUCCGAGGGCCGCCUCCCAACCCCCCGCGGCCAAGCCGGGAGGACGGGACGCGGCGGACGAUAAGGGGGUCGGAGCCACCUCCCAUCCCCCCCCGAGGAUCCCAGCCCCGCACAAAUGGCCGCUGCUCAACGACGCGGCCGCUCCGGCGCUCCCCGCUGCAGGCGCGGCCGCCGCCGGUGGGAUCCGGGGCUCGGGGCAAACUCCGCGCAGGAAGCCGCUGCCGCACGCCGCGGAGCUGGGAGCGAGGCCGGCAAAACCCCGGCGGCCUCCGGGGGUGGAUCUGGAGAAGUUCCAUAGGGCUGCAGCCCCCGGGGAGCCCGGCCGCACUGCUGUGGGGUCGCGGAGUGCUGUGCUGGGUUACCCAGCGCCGUUCCCACCGCGGGAUGCUCUGAGCACAGCAGGAGGUGAGGAGGAGAUUUAUGACGACGUCGAGAGCGUUGAGCUGCUCAGGAGAGACCGAAGCUUUCCGCCGCCCCCCACGUUCCAGCCGACAGCACAUCUCCACCCCAGAGGAGGGGGAGGUGCUGCUCGCGCCCCCAGCACGGUUGCGCUGCUGGUUGCUGCACAAAGAGGAGCUCAGAGCUCCCGAAAGGUGAAGCCAAUGACAUUCAAGGAAUGCAAGAAGGAAGAGAAAGCGGACAGGGAGUUUCAAAAGAAGUUCAAGUUCGAAGGGAACAUCGCCGUCCUGACGCAGAUGAUGGUCGACCCUGCGACGACGGAGAAGAGGGGCGGGGGGAAGAACCUUCCGCUCCGACGGGGUGAGAUCCUGGACGUCAUUCAGUUCACCAACAAGGAGCAGAUCCUUUGCAGGAACAGCCAGCGGAGGUACGGUUACGUGCCCCGGGCUGUGAUGCUGCACCUGGACAGAGACAUCUACGACGACGUUGAUCUGUACGAAUGACCUGGAGCACCACCAGACCCCAAAGGCUGAAGCUCCGAUGCUGGAGGGGCUGCGAGGGUCGGGCCUGCAGAGCAGAGGUUUGGGAAGGUCCUUCGGACGGAGCCCUGCGGUGCUUUGUUUGAUUUGUGUGAAAUGUGGCACUGAUCUGUGUGGUCCA